Messenger RNA from Plasmodium vinckei vinckei, 1041 nucleotides. RefSeq names its product conserved Plasmodium protein, unknown function. The record is from RefSeq and is a predicted model, not a curated record. Bases 1 to 1041 code for a protein of 346 amino acids. The transcript has 2 exons. NCBI's taxonomy places the organism in Eukaryota, Apicomplexa, Aconoidasida, Haemosporida, Plasmodiidae.
AUGAAAAUUUUGUUUGUCUCUUUUUUGUAUUUUAUUAUUUUACAGUUAUCAUCUCAGUUUGUUCUUAAAAACCAUCCGAAUUCAACAAAAAUUAAGUCUAUACAUUAUAGAUACAACGUGACUAAGGGGAAAAAUUAUGUAAGAUCAUUAAAGGUUAAUGUAUAUAGAGGUGUUUUAAAAAAUGUUAUAGAGCCAUUGAAAGAUAAACAGUUUCAAAAAUAUUGUUUGUUUCGAGCCUUAACACGUAUAUGUGUAUCCUUAAGUAGUGGAUUCUCAUUAAAUGCACGUAUUUCAUUGUUCAGAAAAAAUAUAAACAAUUUAGUAUUAACAAAAUUGUUAGUCAAUAAUGAAAUAUUAAUAAAGAUAUUAAAAAUCGGUUGGUUAUGUAAAUUAAGUAAUAUAGUAAAUAAAAAUUUCAAACUUUGUAGAUAUUUAUCUACAAUAUUUUAUAUUAUCAGUAUAUAUAUAGAUAUAUUUUCUACCUUUAAUAUAUCAACUAAUUCUUAUAUAUAUCAUAUUUUACAUUCUUCAUCCUCUAUAAUGAAAAGUUUAAGUAUAAUGACAUAUACAUCAAUUAGAUCCUCAACCAAUUUAUAUAUAAGCCAAAUGUUGUCUAAUAAAAAUGGAAGUGAAACAAAACAACCUGGUCAAGAAAAUGCAAACCUAAAUAAUACCCAAGACAAUAAAAACUGUGCACAAAAUGAUAGUAUAAAUAGUAGCAAUGCGGCUGAACCUUUUCAUGAAAUAAAUUCUGACUUGUUUGCAAAAAACAAAAAUCAGAUGGAAAAUGCUAAUAAUAAAAUUAAGGACAAUCUAUCCAAUUUUGAAAGUAAAAAAAUAUAUACCAUUGGUGAUGUUAGUAUUAUAACAGAGUUACUUUCUUCGAUCGUUGAUUUGCUAACUGUAAUUUUCUUGUCAAAAACUACAAAUUAUAUAAAACAUAAUUUAUAUUUCUACAUUUUACUAUCAUCUUGUCAUUUAUUUUUUUCGUACAAAGAAUUACAUUAUUUAUUAGCUUCAAACAAUCAAGUAAAUAAAUAA